AUGAGGGACGAGGCACGUGAAGCGACCGGCCGCCGCGACAAGGCACUGGACCAUUUCAGACCAUCUCCAGGUCCUGCAGCUGCAGCAGUAGGUGACCUCCACAAUGCCGUUCCGUUCCGCUUGUCCAGCGAAGAAGAGGCGGGUGGGAUGCAGUGGGCUCGGGCCCACUUGACGCAACUGAUGGCCGAGUGUGCGGCCCCACCGCCGAUCGAAGAAGCGCACACGUCGACUUGGACGCGGGUCAACCGGACCCGAAAGCAGUCUGCCAGCGUGAGCUGCUGGGAAAAACACGCGGGGAACGCCGCCUCAGCGCUCAAGACGAAGGAGACAAAGCGGCGGUCGUCCGUGCCGAGUCGGGUGGCUGCCCUGACACGGAGACGAGGGAGUGGCCCGACGAGCUACAGCGUGCGCAGCAGUACGACGGUCGACGCCCCGCUGAACGCAGUGCUCAGAGCUCUGGACGCGUCCGUAGCCACUGCUCAUCGGUCGUUUACUCGGAUCAUCUACGGCCCUCUCGUCACGGACACGGCCGUGCUCUGCCAUAGCUCGACGCCGCCUACCGACUUGCUGGGCGAGGGCAACGACGACAGCUUGGAGACCCUCGCGGUCCGCUGGCUCACGUGUCGAUGCAGCAACCCCACGGUCCACGACUGCGACUUUUGCUUGCAGGAGUACACGAAGCGCCACACGCUCGACGAGGUGACCAGGAACACUUCAAUGGACCGCCGGUACAAGACGAAGCAGUGCCGAGAUGACACUGCUGCUGAGUUGUGCGACGAGAGAGCGCAGAGCGAUGGCCAGGAAGGCCUCCACGCGCUGGACGACGUGCCCGCGGCGUACAAACUCUUUCGCUCGAUCGAGACACGGCACUGUCCCGAGCUGCUCAAGUCGCAUCGACUGGUCCGCUGCAACGUGCCGCUUGGCGGGUUCCUCCUGUACCCCACCACCCGCCGCGACCGGACAGACGUUGUGUUCUACAUGAACAUUGCGCAAGAUGCUGGCGCAGGCGAUCGCACCGAUCGCAGACGGAAGUCGGCGUCAAGCGCUGCGUUGCGGCUGACCCAGUGCAGUGACCGGCAGUUCCACGCGCUUCGGACCGUUGCAAGACAAAUGGCGCUGCACAUUGGCCGACUGAACUAUGCCGUGGAUUCGUACCGCAUGGUCCGACAUCUCGAGUCGCUGCGUUCGUUGCAGUGGGUGAACAACGCCGAGCGACAGCAGUGCAUUGUUUGCUGCCGUCGAUUCCGCCAACUCACGCGACGACGACAUCACUGUCGGCUGUGUGGAGAGGUCAUUUGUCGCGAGUGCUCGGUGCAGAAGGACGUGACUUCACCGACAUCGGGUCCAGCGAUGCUGCGGAUCUGUACACGUUGCAACCAGACGUACUCGCCCUCCCAGCGAAAGGUAUCGUCACGCAGUGAUCCGGAAGUGAGCGUGUCAUCCCAAGCGUUGCAAAGGUGUCGGGACGCAGUACGAAGAGACCGCUCGACUGGAAAAUCGAUGCUGGACCCCAUGGCCACGUCUUCGUUCUCGGAAACUCGUCGACGUCAACGCAACAGCAGUCUGAGGGAAGAGAUGGCCCGAAGCGUCAUCGACGAAAGCGAAUGGCCAGUGCUGGCAGAGCGGAGCUUUUUCGUGACCGCUUCGGAAGGUGCUGCGCAUCAUGUGGACACGUUCGAAGACGCAGCAUCGAGUGGUUCGCAACGCGCGUUGUCUUCGGCGUCCGACAGUUGGCACUUUGCAAGCACAUCGAGAAGCUCCCGAACGAUAUCAACGAUCGAGCGGCCGUUCCUGACAACAGCGUCCGGUACUUCGGAUCCAGCACGACCCCCGAUCUCAAAGGUUGAUGUGCAUCGCGCAUUUUCUGCAAACAUCUUCUCUGCUUCUCGCAACCAAGAGCCGUCACCGUUGCCCUCGCGUUGUGAGUUACGAGCUGGAGAUGGGAGAAACAUGACUUGCGCAGACAACAGCGAUGGCAACCACGAGCCACUCAUCACCAUGACAGGGAUCUGCACACUGAUCCGGCUGAACAAUCGACCGUGGAGUCACCGAAGCUUUGAGACGCCAGACGUGUACGAGGACAUUUUCCUCAAGCUUUGCGAGACUGCCGCCUCCGUGCGAAACUCCCAAUUCGUUGCCUUGACGCUGUACACGCGCACGACUGAACAAGACGAAGGCCAGCAAGAUGACGUCGAGGCAGCAGGAUCCACCGUUUCGUACCUGAAAGUACGAGGCUGUGCCAAGCUCAUGAAGAUCACUACGGCAAACUUGCGGUGCUGCGAGCCCGUGCUUCAGUUGCAGACGCCCGUUGUGACACGGAAUACCUGGGCGCUUGACGAGUCAUCGAUUCACCCGUCGGGAUACGACUUCCGGCAGCUGCCGAUCGUCAUGGGGUCACAACGAGCGAGAUUUUACGCUGGCGUGCCGCUCGUCAACACCAACGAGCACUACCGCUAUGGUGCGCUGGCCGUCUUUGACGCCAAAACAAGUCGAGGCCGAGAUGACGAUCUGUCGAUGAAGAAGACCUUGCAAGCGCUUCAGGUGUGCACUGAAGAAGCUAUGAUGGCCGCCGACGAACGGCGACAGGAGAUUCAUUUGCGAACCUUCUUGCAGGCGUCCUUGAUUCCGCCACGUCGGUCGGAACCAGCGCUUCGUCCCAGCGUGGACAUCCAGGAGUCGGACCCACAGUGGCUGACCAUCGAACGCAUUGAUGGAGACAGUCACGACAAGGACGGCGUUGACGAGGACUACCGAUACAAGGAAUACGACGUCGUAGAUGUCGAGACGAACAGCACUCCCGCGUUCACGAACAGUGGCACCUCCAGGGUCGGAAAAGCUCGUGUCGAUUACUUCCAGAGCAAACUACAACAGCUCGUACAGCAGGCGCAGGACACGCAGGCUCAGAUGGUAGAGAACACGCUGGUCAUGGAGCGCCAUCGACUUCCGAUUGUCGAGUAA
Hyaloperonospora brassicae is the source of this 2958-nucleotide messenger RNA. The record is from the annotation of a GenBank genome assembly. NCBI's taxonomy places the organism in Eukaryota, Oomycota, Peronosporomycetes, Peronosporales, Peronosporaceae.